Molecule: messenger RNA, 679 nt
Organism: Cavia porcellus (domestic guinea pig)
Lineage: Eukaryota; Metazoa; Chordata; Mammalia; Rodentia; Caviidae
Gene: Gkn2
Product: gastrokine 2
Exons: 5
Coding region: 9-542 (177 amino acids)
Biological process (GO): regulation of cell population proliferation
Source: RefSeq, a predicted model, not a curated record
CAUUUCUCAUGGUGCUGGCCAGCUUUGGGAUACAAUCUCAUGGAUCCCAGGUUUACAACAUCUUCAGCCCAAGCAACAGUGGUCGUACUAUUCAGGAGACAGUGGAAAUUGACAACGAAAAAAAUACCGCCACUGUUAACAUCCACGCAGGGUCAUGCUCCUCUACCACAAUUUUUGACUAUAAACACAAAUACAUUGCAUCUAGGGUGUUUUCCCGAAGAGCCUGCUACAUUUUAAAGAUGGACCAUCAAGCCAUCCCUGCUCUGGACACACUCCAACGGUCCAUCUAUGAGGAGCAGACCUUGAACACCAUGGCAUCUGACAAAUACACCUGGGUGAAGUUCAACCCUCUGAAGUCUCUGAUCACCAAAGUGGACUGGUUCCUGUUUGGGUCACCUAUUCGGAAACUCUGCGAGCACAUCCCCUUGUAUGAGGGGGAAGUGUUUGAAAAGCAGAAACGUGAUAUUGAUAUUGGAGGCUGUGUAAACGCUGGGCUCCUGAACAUCUUUGGAAUUUCCAUCUGUGCAGAUUUUGACUUUUAGAAUGAUAGUCAACCUACUGGUUUCAUAUUUAAAAAAUGUAUAUGUUUGGUUUCCAUUCAGACUCCAAAUUAAAUUCUUAUACAACAUCCCAUCUAAUUGUGAGAUUCAAUAAUAAAACAUGAAUGCUGUAUUUACAG